Messenger RNA from Impatiens glandulifera, 3379 nucleotides. Its product is annotated as pentatricopeptide repeat-containing protein At1g63330-like. Bases 261 to 3296 code for a protein of 1011 amino acids. The record is from RefSeq and is a predicted model, not a curated record. Gene Ontology annotation, molecular function: protein binding. The transcript has a single exon. Lineage: Eukaryota; Viridiplantae; Streptophyta; Magnoliopsida; Ericales; Balsaminaceae.
GAGAGGAGCAAGUUAACAAAGACUGUUAAGAUUUCAGGAAUAUUUGGAGAAAUGCCUGGCUAGGGUUUGGUCUACGAGGAAUUGAACAACGAUCUCGAUCCACCAACGAGUUAUCUGCAGUAAUUCGGUCGGAGACUCAGUUCCGUUCCCGAGUUUGGACGGCGGCGGCGGCGAAGGGAAAGAAUGGCCUCUACCCGGUAAACGUCUCCGUUCACUGUUUUUUUCACUCUCUGGGUAAAUCAUUUUGAGAAAGUAGUGAAAUGGUUAUUAGGAAGCAACUUUGCAGCAAUUGCUAUCUCUUGUUUCGUCCUCACACCAAAUGCUUAUCUUCAGCAACCGUAGAAUCAAGUUUCAAUGACAUAGAAACCCAAAUUAGAUCAUUAUGUGAUAAAUCCAGUCCCCGACUCGAAGAUGCUUUGCUCCUCUUUAAUCAAGCAGUUGAAAUCCACGGCCUGCCUUCUGAAUCAACAUGCGAUUUUCUUUUACAAACAUUUUCACAGUCGAGGAAGUAUAACAUGGUUAUCAAUGUCUACAAUAAGAUGAAGGGUAUUCAAGUUUUUCGCAGUAUCAUAUCAUUGCAAGUUCUUAUCAAGUUUUUCCUUCAUUCAAAUAAGCCCGAUUUUUCUUUUGGAGUGUUGGGCACGAUGGUGAAGUGUGGUUUUCAAGUUAACACAUAUUGUAUAAAUGUUGUUUUAAAUGGACUUUGUCGAAAUGGUGAUACUUCAAGAGCUGUAAAGGUUUUCAAUGAAUGGUGCAGAGGGUCUGUAUUGCCUGAUGUGAUUACUUUCAGCACUCUUAUGAACGGGCUUUGUAAAGAGGGUCGAAUGGGAGAAGCAAUGUAUUUGUUUGAUGACAUGAAGUUGAAGGGCAUGAAUCCGAAUGUUUCUACUUAUAACACUCUUAUGAACGGGCUUUGUAAAGAGGGUCGAAUGGGAGAAGCAAUGGAUUUGUUUGAUGACAUGAAGCUGAAGGGCUUCAAUCCGGAUGUUGUUACCUACAGCACUCUUAUGAACGGGCUUUGUGAAAAGGGUCAAAUGGGAGAAGCAAUAGAUUUGUUUGAUGACAUGAAGCUUAAGAGCCUCAAUCCGGAUGUUAUUACUUACAACACUCUUAUGAAUGGGCUUUGUAAAGAGGGUCAAAUGGGAGAAGUAAUGGAUUUGUUGGAUGACAUGAAGCUGAAGGGCCUCAAUCCGGAUGUUUCUACUUACAACACUCUUAUGAAUGGGCUUUGUAAAGAGGGUCAAAUGGGAAAAGCAAUGGAUUUGUUUGAUGACAUGAAGCUGAAGGGCUUCAAUUCGGAUGUCAUUACUUACAACACUCUUAUGAACGGGCUUUGUAAAGAGGGUCGAAUGGGAGAAGCAAUGGAUUUGUUUGAUGACAUGAAGCUGAAGAACAUCAAUCCGAAUGUUUCUACUUACAACACUCUUAUGAAUGGGCUUUGUAAAGAGGGUCAAAUGGGAGAAGUAAUGGAUUUGUUGGAUGACAUGAAGCUGAAGGGCCUCAAUCCGGAUGUUUCUACUUACAACACUCUUAUGAAUGGGCUUUGUAAAGAGGGUCAAAUGGGAAAAGCAAUGGAUUUGUUUGAUGACAUGAAGCUGAAGGGCUUCAAUUCGGAUGUCAUUACUUACAACACUCUUAUGAACGGGCUUUGUAAAGAGGGUCGAAUGGGAGAAGCAAUGGAUUUAUUUGAUGACAUGAAGUUGAAGGGCCUCAAUCCGAAUGUUCUUACUUACAACACUCUUAUGAACGGGCUUUUUAAAGAAGGUCGAAUGGGAGAAGCAAUGGAUUUGUUUGAUGACAUGAAGCUGAAGGGCCUCAAUCCAGAUGUUGUUAACUACAACACUCUUAUGAACGGGCUUUGUGAAAAGGGUCGAAUGGGAGAAGCAAUAGAUUUGUUUGAUGACAUGAAGCUUAAGAGCCUCAAUCCGAAUGUUAUUACUUACAGUGCACUUGUAAAUGGAUUUUGCAAAGCUGGGAAUUUCGACGAGGGAAAGAAACUUUACGACAUGAUGUUGGAAAAAGGAGUUGAACCGAACGCAUUCAUUUAUUCAAGUUUAUUACAGUUUCUUUGCAAAAUGAGGCGAUGGGAGGAAGCUAGCGAGUUAUUCAAUGUGAUGUCACACCGAGGAAUAAAACAGAAUCGGGUAAUCUAUAACGUUUUAAUCGAUGGGCUGUGUAAAGAUGGAAGGCCUAUGGAUGCCAUGCGGUUAGUAGACUUAAUGGAGGAGAAUGGUGAAGAGUCAGACAAAAUAACAUAUACUUCACUAAUCAAUGAAUUUUGUAAAUCUGGUAUGGUUACCGAAGCUUUAAGAGUCUUUGAAAGAAUGACUAAAGGGAAUAAUAAUAAAAUCGACAUUGUUUCUUACAAUUCAUUAGCUUGGGGGCUUUGCAAGAAUGGGAAGGUUGAUGAGGCGGUGAGGUUAGUAUCUUUGAUGUUGAAAGACAAGAAUCGUGUAGAACCAAAUCAUCAAUUGUUAACAGCUUUAAUUUACGGGCUAUGUAAAGAAGGUCAUCUAAAGAAAGCGAUGGAGAUUCAUCGUGAAAUGAACAUGAGAGAAAUAUUUCCUUUUAAUAUACUAAUACAUGCUCAUUUGAAGAAAGGAGAUGUCGGUGAAGGAAUGAAGUUAUUGAAGAACGGGCUUGAAAUGGGAUUAGUUCUGGAUUCAUACACUUAUUCAGCUUUGAUAAAUGGAUUCUGCCGAUUGAGAAUGAUGAACGUUGCGAAAGGUCUUUUGAUUCACAUGACUGUUCGUGGAAUUCUGCUUACACCUCAUCAUUACAACACUUUACUAGAAAGUCUCUGCAAAGAAGGUAGUUUGGAGGAGGCAAAGGGUUUCUUUUUAGCGAUGAGCAAAACAGACAGUAAGCCGAAUGUUGCAUCUUUUAAUAUAAUAAUUCAUGGAACUCUAAGAGCAAAGGAUCUACAUUCGGCGAAACUAUUCUUCGAGGAAAUGCUUCAAAUGGGCGUGGAACCUGAUGUUGGGAUCUUUUCAACACUUGUAAAUGGAAUAAUGAAAUUAGAACAUUGGAAGGAGGGAAAAGACACGAUCGAGAGGAUGGUGACUUGCGGUUAUGGUCCUACUGCUGCUGUAUACGAUUCUUUGCUAAAGGGUUUUCUUGCGAUGGGUGAAAAGGAAGAAAUAAUUGGUUUGCUUAGACGGAUGGCAGCUGAUGGGUUUCGUCUUAACGAAGAAAUUACUGAUACAAUUCUCAAAUGUUUGUGUCUUUUUUCUGAACAUGAUAAUGUUGAAGAGAUCUUGCCUAGUUUUCAACAGGAGGUUUCUAAGGUGGUUUGAGAAGAAAAUGGAAGAAUUGUAUUGAAUUGAAAUAUUUGAGUUAAAAAUGAUAGUGAUCAUACUUGGGUGACUCUAUUACUUAA